This is a messenger RNA of Salvia miltiorrhiza (redroot sage), 906 nucleotides long. RefSeq lists its product as uncharacterized. Gene Ontology annotation, molecular function: microtubule binding. Gene Ontology annotation, biological process: cytoplasmic microtubule organization. Bases 273 to 563 code for a protein of 96 amino acids. The transcript has 4 exons. NCBI's taxonomy places the organism in Eukaryota, Viridiplantae, Streptophyta, Magnoliopsida, Lamiales, Lamiaceae. The record is from RefSeq and is a predicted model, not a curated record.
GGUAUCAGGGCAUGCACCGAAUGAAAGGACGUAUUAGUAAACUAAUCUAUAUCGGUUGUGUGAUUAUUUUGGUUUCGAUUAACCGAAUAUUUCCCGAAAAGCGGACAAUAUAAAACUUAGGUAAGGGUAUAUAAGUCAAUUGAUCUAAAUCCGUUUCCUUUCUCAUAUUUCCGAUAGGAAAUCUGAUAAACGAUCGCGAUUUCAUAUUAAUUUCUCUUCCCAAAACUGAAUUUUGAUUGCUUCCAUCAAUCGGAAAACGAUCCAACCGCGCUAUGGUCUGCGAAAAGUGCGAGAAGAAGCUUGGGAAGGUGAUCGUGCCGGAUAAGUGGAAGGAAGGAGCCCACAACACCACCGAAGGCGGCGGCCGUAAGAUCAACGAGAACAAGCUCCUCUCCAAAAAAAAUAGAUGGGCGCCUUAUGGACAAACAAAGUGUACCAUAUGCAAGCAGCAAGUUCAUCAGAAUGGCAAGUACUGCCAUACAUGUGCUUACAGUAAAGGAGUGUGUGCGAUGUGUGGAAAACAAGUGCUCGACACCAAGUUUUACAAGCAGAGUAAUGUAUGAUGUAUCUUGUUCUGUGGCCAGAUUCACCCGAAGACCCCAAUAGGUCGUUAUCUUCUGCUUCUUGUGAUGAGAAUGUGUCGAUGAUGCUAAUAUUUGGAUACUCUUAUGUUGACUAGAAUGCACUACUACUGCCUAAUGUUUCAAGAAUAUUGUGCUGCUUGUACAUUACUGCCUCAAUCUUGGAUUACCAUUUCAAUCUAUAUAAAAUCUUCAGUUUGGCACCAAGAUGAAAAAAAUAAUCAAUAUCACUAGUAGAUCAAUUGGUACAUCACUGAUAAUUUUAUACUAUGUUUGAUGUGUGACACCUUUAAUUGUUGCUGAAAGGUAUCAUUCUCUUCGAUGA